ACGAACAAGUCUUCAAUACAUAUCUCGUGACUCAAUAUAUAUACAUACAUAGCAACUUUCCGGUUUCCAUGCUGCAAAAAACCUUACAACAUACAAUCAUUAAAUACUCGACUCAUAUUUUAUGACCAACUAUAGGUAAAAACAUAUAUAUCUAUAUCUAUCUAUAAAUAUACAGUACUAAUAAAUUAUGUCGGGUCGACUAUCUCCGAUAAGAAGCAAUAAUAAUAUUGGUCGGAGGAGUAUGGAGAAAUUAGAAGAUAAUGAUCAUGAAGAUGAGUACAAAGUGGAAGAUAUUCGAGAUGAAGAUGAUGAUGAUAGUGAUAGGGGAAAACGACGUCGUAAUAUGUUAACAUUGUUGGCAUGGGAUAUCGGUGGACUGGAUUUAAGUAGCCACAACAGAGAAAAAGUUAUUGAUGGCAUCAAAGGUUUUUUCAUCCACCCACGAAGCAGAUGGUAUCGAAUGUGGGAGAAAUUUAUACUAUUAUGGGCAGUGUAUUCUUCUUUCUUCACACCAAUGGAGUUUGGGUUCUUUAGAGGAUUGCCUGAAAACCUUUAUUUACUAGACAUAUUUAGUCAGGCUGCUUUCCUCGUCGACAUUUUCCUUCAAUUCUUUGUUGCUUAUAGAGACAGUCAGACCUACAAGAUUGUCGUUAGCCGACGUCUCAUAGCUAUUCGAUACGUGAAAUCUCAUUUCAUCUUUGAUGUACUUGCGUGCAUGCCUUGGGACGUUCUUUACACAGCUUCUGGGAAAAAAGAAGAAGUGAGAUACCUUUUACUAAUCAGGUUGGUACGGGCACGAAAGGUUCUAAAGUUUUUCUCUGAGUUAGAAAAGGACAUACGGGUCAAGUAUUUGUUCUCAAGGAUUAUAAAACUAAUUGCUGUUGAGCUCUACUGCACGCAUACAGCAGCAUGUAUAUUCUAUUAUUUGGCUACAACUCUACCAGCUGCAGAAGAGGAAUACACAUGGAUUGGGAGCCUAAAACUUGGCGACUAUAGUUACUCAAACUUCAGAGACAUAGAUCUCUGGAAUCGCUAUAUCACCUCAUUAUAUUUUGCAAUUGUUACUAUGGCAACAGUGGGUUAUGGAGAUAUUCAUGCUGUCAACUUGAGAGAAAUGAUAUUUGUUAUGGUUUAUGUCUCAUUUGACAUGGUUCUUGGUGCUUAUUUGAUCGGUAAUAUGACAGCUUUGAUUGUAAAAGGAUCAAAGACAGAAAGAUACAGGGAUAGAAUGACGGAUCUCCUGAAAUACAUGAACCGAAAUAGAUUAGGAAGAGAUAUACGUGACCAAAUUAAAGGUCACAUGCGGCUACAAUAUGAUAGUAGCUAUACUGAUUCUGCUGUUAUUCAAGACCUUCCAAGCUCUAUCCGUGCCAGGAUAUCUGAAACUUUAUACAAGUCAUACAUUGAAAAGGCAUCUAUUUUUAGAGGAUGCUCUUCGGAAUUCAUAAAUCACGUUGUAACAAGAGUCCACGAGGAGUUUUUUCUUCCUGGUGAAGUAAUAUUGGAACAAGGGACUGUGGUUGAUCAAGUUUACUUCGUUUGUCAUGGCAAACUGGAUGCGAUAGUUGUAUGUGAAGAUGGAUCCGAAGAAAAAGUAUCGGUUCUAAACCCUCAUGAUUCGUUUGGAGAUGUUUCCAUUUUAUGCAACAUUCCACAAACGUACACCAUUCGAGUUCAAGACCUUACUCGACUUUUGAGGCUUGAUAAGCAAUCUUUCUCUAACAUCCUUGAAAUAUAUUUUCAAGAUGGACGGAAGAUUCUGAAUAAUCUACUGAAGGGAAAAGAAAAUGAUGUCCGAAUGAAACAUAUGGUGACAGAUAUUACAGUUCACAUUGAAAUGCAAGAGGCAGAACUUGCAUUAAGGGUCAAUAGUUCAGCCCAUAAUGGAGAUUUGGCUCAGCUAAAAAGCUUAAUUCGGGCUGGGGCUGACCCAAAUAAAACAGAUUAUGAUGGAAGGUCACCCCUGCAUCUUGCAGCAUCAAAAGGACAUGAAAGUAUUGCUUUUUUUCUGAUUCAAAAUGGUGCAGAUGUUAACAUUUCAGAUAAAUUUGGAAAUACGCCGCUGUUGGAAGCCAUUAAGAAUGGACACGAGAACAUUGCUUCCUUAAUAGGAAAAGAAGGUGGUUUACUAAACAUACAAGAUCCGGGUAGUUUUUUGUGUUCAUAUGUGGCAAAAGGAGACCUAGACUUUAUCCGACGGAUCCUUUCAUAUGGAAUUGAUCCAAAUUCAAAAGACUAUGAUUUUCGAACUCCAUUACAUGUAGCAACCUCACAAGGAAUUUAUUUAAUUGCAAAGUUACUCGUGGAGGCUGGAGCUAGUGUUCUUUUGAGGGACAGAUGGGGCAACACUCCGAUCGAUGAAGCAAGAGUAUCUGGAAACAAAAUACUGAUUAAACUGUUGGAGCAAGCCAAAUCUUCCCAGCUCUCAGGUUUCCCUUCAACCUCGCUGGAACCAACAGAUAGAAAGCCAGAAAGGAAAUGCACUGUUUACCCAUAUCAGCCAUGGGAGCCAAAGGAUCAAACCAAGUAUGGAGUUGUAUUAUGGGUUCCUGAAAACAUCGAUGAGCUCAUGAAAACAGCAGCUACUCAUUUGAAUUUGGAUGUUCUCCCCUCUUCUUGUAUCAUAACAGAAGAUGCAGGUAAACUUUUGGAUGUGGAUAUGAUUACAGAUGGACAAAAACUUUACCUAGUCACUACUUAAUCAUGAUUUAUGCAUCAGUUUUGUCAUAUAUACCAUGCUGCAAGUUUGUUGCUUACAUAUAAGCUUGACACAAAUUUAUGUGAUUUAUAAAAGGGUGAUAUUUUAAUUCGUAUAUAUCGUUUC
Messenger RNA from Erigeron canadensis, 2824 nucleotides. RefSeq names its product potassium channel SKOR-like. Lineage: Eukaryota; Viridiplantae; Streptophyta; Magnoliopsida; Asterales; Asteraceae. Gene Ontology annotation, cellular component: membrane. The record is from RefSeq and is a predicted model, not a curated record. Gene Ontology annotation, biological process: potassium ion transport; transmembrane transport. The coding region runs from base 188 to 2701 and encodes 837 amino acids. The transcript is spliced from 12 exons. Gene Ontology annotation, molecular function: protein binding; voltage-gated potassium channel activity.